Molecule: messenger RNA, 406 nt
Organism: Tribolium madens (black flour beetle)
Lineage: Eukaryota; Metazoa; Arthropoda; Insecta; Coleoptera; Tenebrionidae
Gene: MED9
Product: mediator of RNA polymerase II transcription subunit 9
Exons: 3
Coding region: 65-406 (113 amino acids)
Biological process (GO): regulation of transcription by RNA polymerase II
Cellular component (GO): mediator complex
Molecular function (GO): transcription coregulator activity
Source: RefSeq, a predicted model, not a curated record
GRAAAUGUGACAAGUCGGAAAAUUAUUCAGGAAAAUUCAAUGAAAAUUUAAGAAAUGCCUCGAUAUGGAAUCUGACGAGCACAACCAAGAAUCUGAGAGGAAUGUCACAGUGGAAAAUUUGAACAUUGAAAUUUUGCCCAUUAUCUACGAGAUAAUACGCAGUGUGGAGAAAGACCACCACGACAAUACCGCCAAGACCAGAGAGUCACAAGACUGUUCCCAGAAAGUCUUAGAGUUGCAAAAACGUUUGGACCAAGCUAGAGCCGAGAUCCGAUUAUUGCCAGGGAUUGACUACAGCAAGGAGCAACAACUGAACCACUUGGAAGCCCUCAAAACCCAAUUGAAACUCAAACAGGAACUCCUCCGCAAAUACCGCUACAUGUAUUCAUUUGAAAUCUCCAAGUAG